Messenger RNA from Laetiporus sulphureus 93-53, 992 nucleotides. Its product is annotated as cytochrome P450. NCBI's taxonomy places the organism in Eukaryota, Fungi, Basidiomycota, Agaricomycetes, Polyporales, Laetiporaceae. The coding region runs from base 96 to 899 and encodes 267 amino acids. The record is from RefSeq and is a predicted model, not a curated record. Gene Ontology annotation, molecular function: oxidoreductase activity, acting on paired donors, with incorporation or reduction of molecular oxygen; heme binding; iron ion binding. The transcript has 6 exons.
GCUGGACAGGAGAGGUUCGAAGUACUCGGGACGGCCUCACUUUACGAUGAUGACUGAGCUAAUCGGCUGGGAACGCGCCACCGUUUUUCUGCCCUAUGACAAGCGUUGGCGCCUGCACAGACAAUGGAUCCAAGCUGGAUAUGGCAAUCCUGAUGCCAUGUCAGGCCUUCGCGCUCUGCAGCGGCGAGAGAUCUUUUGUCUCUUGUCGGACUUAUGUGGCAAUCCCGGAGAGGCCACGCUGCAUUUCAAACGGUAUAGCCUGCAUUGAGUUUGCCUGUAGGAGUCAUUGGAUGACAGUCGUUCGUGAUAGGUUCACUGGCGCACUAAUACUCGAGACCGCUUAUGGAUGUAGCUUGAAAUCACGGGAGGAUAAUGCUCUGCGCAAGAUGCUAGAGGUGACUGAAGAGACCAGUGCGACCGCCGGAGUUUUGGCAGCUACUCUGGUUGAUCUGUUCCCUGCAUUGGUGCACAUACCAACAUGGAUGCCGGGAGCCGGGUUCAAGCGUAGAGCACUGCAGCUCAGGAAGCAGCUGCGGCAGGUCAUUGACGAUCCCUUUCAGAAAGUGAAACGCGAACUGGCAGUUGGGACCGCCCAGAAAUCCUUCGUUUCAUCUCUUCUCCGGGAUCCUGACAGAUCACAUUGGCCAGAAGAUUAUGAGGAAGAGAUAAAAGGAACGGCGGCUGUUUUGUAUGGAGCUGGCCUUGACACCUCAGCAAUUGUCCUUUCUUCCUUUCUGCUCGCAAUGGUGUUGCACCCAGAGGUAUACCGGCAGGCACAGGAGGAAAUCGACGGAGUAGUUGAGAACCAGCGCUUACCAGAGCCUCAAGACCGUUCUUCGCUUCCUUUUCUUGAGUGCGUCCUCAAGGAGGUAUACCGGUACGAACGGCGUACGGCGUAAAGAAUGAUAUCCACGCAACUGAUGUCGCAUUGCUCCUCAUAGGUGGAAUCCACCACUUCCUCUAGGUCCGUUCUGGAAGCCGCUUUGCCAUCG